CCUCGGCCUAAAUUAAAACACACAAGCCCGCCUCGCUGCGUAGCGCAUGACUCGCGCCAGCUGGCCUGCGUGUUCCGAGUGACCACUCGCCGCGGCUCCUACGAGGAAUUGCAUCCCUGAGCCCGCCAACGUCGCCAUAAGCACCCACAAGCCACGAGCUCUUUCACAUAAGCUACAGGCAGGCUGAGGCAGCAAGCAUGGGUCCCGCCCUCUCCAAAAUAGACAGAGAGCACCCGCCACAGCUCGCCUACGGCACGGCCGGCUUCCGCUGCGACGCGACGCAGUUGGUGAUCGCGAUGGAGCGCGUCGGCAUGCUCGCAGCAUUAAGGAGCAGAGAUAGGGACGGCCUGAAGAUCGGCGUCAUGGUCACGGCGUCGCACAACCCCCACAGAGACAACGGCGUGAAGAUUGUGGACCCGACGGGCGCCAUGCUCGCCCAGGCCUGGGAGUCGAAGGCCGAAAAGGUGGCGUGCUGCCCGGAAUCGCAGCUCCUCGAGACGCUUGCGAGCGUGGCCGAGGGCGAGGCCGCCUCUGCGUCGGUGGUUAUUGGGAGGGACACGCGCGCGCACAGCCGAGCGCUUUCUCAACGUGUCAGAGCAGGUGCGGAGGCGCUCGGAGCCCGCGUGGAAGAUGUGGGCGUCGUCACGACGCCCCAGCUCCACCACUGCGUCCGCGCGGCCAACGGCUUUUCACCAGUAGUAAAAGGGCCUUUAUAUGGAUACGCCGAUGCGUUGGUGGACGCGUUCGAGGCCUUGCUUAAAACAUCUCCGCACAAGACCGGCCGGCCAGACUCAACAGUUGUGGUCGACUGCGCGGGCGGCGUGGGCGCGUUCGGGAUCCAUCAAUUGAGGCGCCGCCUCGAGGAGCGCGGGCUCGCUUCCGUAUUAUCCUUACGGGCCGCGAAUAUUGUAAGGGAGGCCCCGCUCAAUCAUCAGUGUGGAGCUGAGCACGUCCAGAAGCAGCGUUUACCCCCGAAGAAUCUCUCGCGUCGAGACCUCGGCGCGCCCAAUCUGAGGGGAUGCUCGGUCGAUGGCGACGCCGACCGCUUAGUAUAUUGGUUCCAUGGAUUGUCGAAUUUCGAGAUCGUCGACGGCGACAAGAUCGCCUCCCUAUUGGCCGUGUUCAUCGCAAGGGAACUCGCGGCCGCGCAACCGCUCAUCGGCACACCAUCACUAGGUGUGGUGCAGACGGCCUACGCGAACGGCGCGGCGGCGGCGUUUCUGCGGGAGAGACGCGUCGAGGUCGCCUUCGCGAAGACGGGUGUGAAAUACGUGCACCACGCGGCCGAGGCGUUCGACGUCGGCGUCUACUUCGAGGCGAACGGCCACGGCACGGUGCUCGUCAAAGAGGCCCUGCGCGCGAGGCUCGCGCAGUUGGAUAGCGAGCCGGGGACGGGCGGCCGCGCGCGCCUCGCCGUAUCUAGAUUACAUGCGGUGGCUCGCCUCGCGAAUCAAAGUGUAGGCGACGCCCUGGCCGACCUCUUGCUGGUCGAGGCCGUCCUCUGCCUCCAGCAAAAGUCGAUCGCGGCCUGGGGCGCGCUCUAUGAUGAACUACCCUCGCGCCAGCUCAAGCAGCGCGUGGCGUCGCGGGCGUUACUAGAGCCGAACGCGACGGAGACGCGGCUCGUGGCGCCGGCCGCGCUCCAGGCCAAGAUCGACGCGCUCGCCGCAUCCCAUAAAAGUGGCCGGGCCUUCGUGCGCCCGUCGGGCACCGAGGACGUCGUCCGCGUCUACGCCGAGGCCGCGACGCGCCGCGACGCCGACGCGCUCGCGUUGGAGGUGCGGCGGGCCGUCUUCGACCUCGCGGGCGGGCUGGGGGAGCGGCCGUAAACACACGU
Molecule: messenger RNA, 1837 nt
Organism: Pelagomonas calceolata
Lineage: Eukaryota; Pelagophyceae; Pelagomonadales; Pelagomonadaceae
Source: the annotation of a GenBank genome assembly